AAAUUAUCGCAAUUUUUUGUUGUUGACAACACACAACACAGUUUGUUAACAUACAAGAUACAAAAAAAAAUGAAAAAACUGUUUUGCAAAUGAAAAUGUUCAAUUAAAUACUAAACAAGCCUUAAAAUACCAAUUAAUUAUACACUAAAUUAAUACCAUGUGAAUUCAGUAAUCUUAAAUUAUCAAGUCCCAAAUUCAGAUCCGUCCCUCCCAGUUUGUAUAGAUUUUGUGCAACAACCAAAAUGUGACCUUUCCAUUCAAUUAAUCGCUGUUUAUUGAGAAAGUCUUUAGGUUUUGUGUGCAAGACAAUAUGACAAACAAUUUGCUGCAAAACAGAAUUAUUCGCAAUGUGGAUUUUUGUAGUAUCAGCCUGUGUUGGAGUAGUUUUGGUGAUGUCGCUGUUUUUGUGUCUUUGCUGGAGGAACAAGACACCUAAAAACGAAUGGCUUGGCGUAGAUGGCAUGGUAACUCAAAAAAACCCUGAUGAAAAUGUAAAUCAUCUUCCUUCGGCUUCACCUUGCAUGAACCGAGUCGCCAAUGGAGAAGUUUCUGAUAAAAGAAACACAAUAAGCAAUUCUCGUAGAAGCCUGCCGGAUAUCCCGUCAGAAAUGGUUGCAGGAGUUGUAUGGGAAGCCAACGGUGAUAAUUCCUCGGAACACUAUGCCACUCUAGGCCAGUAUCAAAAUCCUGGUGAAAAACCAGCUACAACCAAUGGGCUCGCUCCCAGGUCUAGUAUCUCUCAGCAUAGCUCUCUAAGUCAAGCUGAUGAUACAUUUUCACCAUACGAACGAGUAAAGUAUGAUAAAAUUAAGUCUAAGGAGCAUCCUUAUGCACAAGUACAACCCAAUCCUAUGAGAACUACUGUGUAUGAAGAGAAUCAUACUAGUGUUGAGGAGAGGGUCACUUUGUUGAGAACUGACGUUCCCAGUACUUCGACAGCUGUUUCAACAACUCCAAUUAGAUCGCGCAGAUCUUCCGCACAAAGUACUGAGCCGACAGUAGACAUUCCAGCAGCUACGGCAGUUGCAGGAGGCAUAGCUGCAAGUUAUGAGCUCCCUUACAUGACUCCUCCAAUUAAUUUUAGCGGAGAUUCACAAGAUUCUUCAAAGGGUUAUACAAGUAUUAGUGUCCGUGAGCCUUUAGCCAAUAUAUUGGCCCAAACUAAUUCGGUAACUAAGCAAAAAAGGAAGCUGGAUGUUCACUAUUCCACUGUGUCUGAUGAUUCUGAUGACGUAUAUACAACGAUUCCAGAUCCAAAUAAUCCAAUUUACACAAGCGAAAGUGAAACUUACGCUCGGAUUCCGCCUUUACCUAUAACGGUGGAAGCUGAAAUUAACAUUCCACCUAGUGAAAGAAGCAAUAAUGAUCGGCCCGAAGUUGAUCAAGUAUAUGAAGAACCUCCCGUCCAACCCUCCAAUGUAGAUGGCUUGAAGCAUGUUACUUCACAUACACAUACCCAUUCAAGACAAGCCUCUUCAUCAAGUUCUGCCAACUUUGGUUCCCCGAAACCAGAAAAACGACAGGCAAAUUCACCUCUACCUCCGCCCCCGCCAGACCCUUCACAUGACUUUAACGCGGAUAAGUUGCAGGUGAAGCGAAAUUUGGACGAUUUGUAUGCAAAAGUUCAAAAGAAUAGAAAGGAAGAUGUGACUGAUACAACUGAUGGUUCUUCAGAUAGAAGCAGCCUCAAUGAAUCAGUGAGAGGCUCUAUAGUGGUUCACCAAACGAUCUCCAAAGACAAUUCCGAGCACAAUUACGAAACCUUAAAAAAAAGCUCAACAACGCAAAGCGAUUUUGGUUACGAGAAAAUCAAAGGAGCUCCAGAAAGCGAACCCGGAUAUGCCAGUAUUAACGGACCCGACAGUCUCGCUGCCUCCUCUGAUCCAGGCUACGAGGCUUUGCAACAAGUCCACAUGAAAAUGGGGCCUAAUUAUGAAGAAUUACGUCCUAGUAAUGAUAUAAACGAAGCCAUUAGUAAUAACUCAGGAUAUUCUGUUGUAAACAAAAAAAAAAAAGUUUCAAAUACACUACUGGAAGAACAUAAAUAUGAACAUCCAACUUAUACAACGAAAUCUAGCGGCAGCGAAAGUGAUCCAAACUACGAAUCCGUCAAUAAUCAAUCGGAUCCGAAUUACGAAAGUGUGAAAGAUUUGGAACUUUUUGACGAUCCAACGCGGACUGAUUAUGAAACUUUGAGGUGUAGUAACGUGUCGGAAAGUUCGAAUAGUAGGACCACAGAAAGUGAGCCACCUUACGAGCGUUUGCGUAACGACAUUGACAGUGACGUGCCCGGGUACAAUAAGGUGGACGGCAGUUCAGGCAGUUCUGGCAACGAAAUAGAGCCAAUACAAAACGAAGAAAACGAUUUAGCUUUAAAUAUACACGACGAAAACGCUGUAGUUCAAGUUUAAUUAUA
Molecule: messenger RNA, 2416 nt
Organism: Ceutorhynchus assimilis (cabbage seed weevil)
Lineage: Eukaryota; Metazoa; Arthropoda; Insecta; Coleoptera; Curculionidae
Source: the annotation of a GenBank genome assembly